UAAUCCAGCCACCAUGUUCCUCCGUCUCUGUGUCUUUCUGACCUGCAUAUAUUAUGCAGUCGGCUACACCCAAGAAGUAACAUUCUACGCGGACUAUGGCUUGCAAGGGGACGCGUUGCGAAUCCGAUCCAAGCACCCACAACUUCAACCCUGCGAGAUGCGGCAAAUUGUAAACAUGAAGUCAUACUGCGCCAUAGGCCGUUGGGAGGGCUACAUUAGUGCGAAUUACACUGAUCGCCUAGAAUUUUCGCAUACGAAUAAUGUUACUACAUGCCUUAACCUAUACUUCAAUUAUUAUCCAAUUUCGUCGAUUCGGUAUCUCGGAUUUUCAGAAACGCUCGCUCCAUCAAUUUCAAUCUACAGCGGGUCAAACGAUAGCGAGACUGGUGGCAUCGAACGCACUUUCACGGUCGAAUCAGCCAACAAUUUUGGCUUCAUCCCCACCUAUCUUGUCCUCACUGGGGGGUCAAGUUGGACUGGCUUUUCCAACGAAGAUUUUACUGGAGAGUCGACCUGCUUCUCGACAUCGGAGCUGCAUGUGGGUUUCAGUCCCCACCCAAGAAUUAUAAGAUCCUUCUUGAAGGGGUGCGAUGCAAAAUACGGGAGCGAGAUUUAUGAGGCGGGGUUGAAUGCAGAGUGAUGCGAAAUUUUAUCACUUAAUUUUCUUUUGAAAUCUAUGAUUUUAUCGGCAAAUAAAAAAUAUUGAGAAAA
Messenger RNA from Folsomia candida, 711 nucleotides. RefSeq lists its product as uncharacterized. The record is from RefSeq and is a predicted model, not a curated record. The coding region runs from base 14 to 640 and encodes 208 amino acids. Lineage: Eukaryota; Metazoa; Arthropoda; Collembola; Entomobryomorpha; Isotomidae. The transcript has 2 exons.